CCUCCCUCCUCCCCUCCCCCCUCUUCCUCCCUGUUAUCAGAUGAGUCAGUGCGUGUCCGUGUGUGUGUUCAGUCAGUAGCGUGAUGGCGUCUCUCAGCCUCCUGCUGCUCAGCACCGCGCUGAUCCACACCGCUCAGCCUCUACCUGCAGCUCAUGGCGGAGGGCGUGGCCUGGAUGUGUCAGUGGGUGGGAUCAGACGCCAGCGCAGAGACCUCCGUAACCUGCUGCCUUAUGAGGACCAGGUGUUGUCAUAUCCUGCUUCCCAGGGGGGAGGCGGGGCCAACAACCUUUACUACCAAUCAGAUGACUGGAGGGGGCGGGGCCUGGACCAGGCUCUCCAGCGAUUGGUGGAAAGGGACCAGAGGCGGGAGCAGGAAGAGGAGCAGCGAGCAGCGUACUUGGCAGCUUUGCUCCGCCUACUGAGCGAGGCAGAGAGCGCAGGAUUGGUCGGCCCAGGUGAUGUUGAGGUGGUAGAGGAGGAGGAGGAUGAGGAGGAGGAUCAGGGGCCACCAGGAGACUUCCAGGGCCCGGCCCCCGCAGACUACGAUGAGACAGGACGGGGGCUGAACAUGGGGAGGCCCCCUGCUGCCUGGUGGGGCCUCCUGGAGCCCCAGCUGGCUCAGGCGCUGCUGGACAGGAUGGAGCCUCAGCUGGCUCAGACUCUGCUGGAGAGGGCCCGACAGGAGCGCCUUCAACAGGCCGGACGAGUUCCAUCAGGACUGAACCGAGGAGGCGACCAGGACGCUCUGAGACGUCUGGUUGCUAGGUUACUGUCUAGCAUUGGCCCUAACGACACCCCGGUGAUCUCCUCUGGUCGCCGUACGAGGAGGGACGUGUCCAUCGCAGCACCUGAACCUGCUAGCUCCGCCCACAGGAGAACCCGCCGCUCCCUUGAUGAUGUGGCUCCUCCCUCACCUAGCAACGACCCACCUCUGCUCAGAGUGAAAAGGCUGGAGGAUGAAGAGGAAGAGGAAGAGGAGAAGCUCAGCCCCCCCGCUGUCGGGCUGCAGAGGAUGAAACGCAUCAAUACCAUGGCAACACCUGAUGUGGAAGAACUGAAUCAUGGGAGUCGUAGGCGCCGGAGGAGAGCUGUGGUGAACUACGACCCCCAAAUACUGAUCGAUCAGAUCCUGGAGUACAUGAGGGAGUAAGAGGAGGAGAGGAGAGGAGAGGAGAGGAGAGGAGGAGGAGCAGGAGGGGAAAGAGGAGAGGAUAGGGGUUGAGGAGAGGAGAGGAGAGAAAAGGAGAGGAGGUGAAGAAGAGGAGGAAGUGUAUUUCAUCGUUGUCCUUCAGGAUUUUUUAUUUCCUGUAUUUUUUUUAAAUGUUUUGCUGCUUUUGGUGAAAAAUCGUCUCUGAUCAGUCGUUUGUUGUUAAAAUGAGAAGAAAUGAAAAAGUGAUGGAGGAAAUUUAAUUUAUAAAAUCUGUCAUGUCCUUAAAAAAGUCCUUUAAAUGUCCUGCAGAGGGCGACGUCAUUCUGCUUUUUAUUUAACCCCUUCAUCUCCAUUUCAGUGAUGAAAUAUAUUCAUGAAACAGCUCAGUCAUUAUUAAUUAACAUAAAAGUAAACAAUCAACUUGAUUUCAUGUGAAAAAGACGAGCGGCUCUGAAUCAUCCAAAGAUUUUAUUAACUGAACGUGUGACAGAAUAAUCAGAGAGAAGUUUAACUGCUUUAAACUCAACGGGUCAUUAAAAUAAAGCUUUAACAAAUGA
Molecule: messenger RNA, 1708 nt
Organism: Epinephelus lanceolatus (giant grouper)
Lineage: Eukaryota; Metazoa; Chordata; Actinopteri; Perciformes; Serranidae
Gene: pcsk1nl
Product: proprotein convertase subtilisin/kexin type 1 inhibitor, like
Biological process (GO): negative regulation of endopeptidase activity
Molecular function (GO): endopeptidase inhibitor activity
Source: RefSeq, a predicted model, not a curated record